Molecule: messenger RNA, 1740 nt
Organism: Erythranthe guttata (spotted monkey flower)
Lineage: Eukaryota; Viridiplantae; Streptophyta; Magnoliopsida; Lamiales; Phrymaceae
Product: 3-ketoacyl-acyl carrier protein synthase III
Biological process (GO): fatty acid biosynthetic process
Cellular component (GO): chloroplast
Molecular function (GO): 3-oxoacyl-[acyl-carrier-protein] synthase activity
Source: RefSeq, a predicted model, not a curated record
UUGCUUUGCCAAGAUUCAGUCUCGAGAAAUGGCAGAUGCAAUCUGCAUGAUAGACAUGAGUCACUCCUCCCUCUCUUCAAACUGAAAUAGAAUAGAUACAGAAAACCUGUAUCUAUACAUCUGUAAUAUUUUUUUUUUUUUAUUUCUUUUCUUUUUCUUACAUGCAUUUGCAUGUGCGAUAAAAAAGAGAGAGAGAGAGAGAGAGAAGAUUUGCAUAGGAAUUUUCAUCAAUUUACUACUAAGUAAAGAUCCAUCGUGUUCUCCGUCAAUUUUAUUUUAUUUUCGAUUGGAGUUUCUUUUUAUUUUAUUUAUUUAUUGGUUUCAAUAAAUAAAAAAAAAGGGCGAUUAAUCGUUUCUUGUGAAAAGUGCUUUGUAGAAACAAAAAAAAAAUAGAUAAUCAGAAUUGAAAAAAAAAUGGCGAAUGCAUCUGGGCUGUUUAAUCCAGUGGUGCCGAGUGUGAGGAGGAGGUUUUCUCCAUGUACAGGCAUUUAUCGAUCUGGGUUUUGGUUCUCUGAGGGCGGGUCCAGGGGUAUAGUGUGCUCCACCACUGCCCACGGUGAACAGAAGCUCUCCUCUUCUGAAUCUAGACCACCCAGGCUUGUUAGCAGAGGCUGCAAGUUGGUCGGAUGUGGCUCUGCAGUACCGAGUCUUCAAAUAUCGAACGACGAUCUCUCGAAAAUUGUUGACACUAACGAUGAAUGGAUAUCCGUUCGGACAGGAAUUCGUAAUCGAAGAAUACUUUCUGGAAAAGAUAGUUUAACAGAUCUGGCUGCAGAGGCAGCAAAGAAAGCUCUCGAAAUGGCAAAUGUCGACCCUAAUGACGUGGACCUCGUCUUGUUGUGUACUUCAACUCCCGAAGAUUUGUUUGGUAGUGCUCCACAGAUUCCAAAAGCGCUUGGAUGCAAAAACAAUCCAUUAGCUUACGACAUUACUGCUGCAUGCAGUGGUUUCGUGUUGGGCCUAGUAUCAGCUGCUUCCUACGUUAGAGGGGGUGGCUUCAAAAAUGUUUUGGUGAUCGGGGCUGAUGCUCUGUCGCGCUACGUCGACUGGACAGAUAGAGGAUCUUGCAUCCUCUUUGGUGAUGCUGCUGGUGCCGUUUUAGUACAGGCGUGUGAUCCUGAAGAAGAUGGUUUAUUUGCUUUUGACUUGCACAGUGAUGGUGACGGACAAAGACACUUAAAUGCAACGAUGAAGGAAAAUGAAAAGGACGGAGAAUUGGGUACAAAUGGUUCGCUACUCGGACUUUUACCUAACGGGUCAUCGUACUCGUGUAUACAGAUGAAUGGUAAGGAGGUGUUUCGGUUUGCUGUUCGUGUGGUCCCACAUUCUAUCGAGUUGGCUCUAGAGAAGGCUGGUUUAACUGGAUCUAAUAUAGACUGGUUGCUUCUUCAUCAGGCGAAUCAAAGAAUAAUCGAUGCAGUAGCCACUCGUUUGAAACUGCCGUCAGAGCGUGUGAUAUCGAACCUAGCAAAUUACGGGAAUACAAGUGCUGCAUCGAUUCCAUUGGCAUUGGACGAAGCUGUUCGAAGCGGCAAAGUACAAAACGGUCAUACUAUAGCUACUGCUGGUUUCGGAGCUGGCCUUACUUGGGGCUCUGCUAUUAUUAGAUGGGGUUGAUUAUUAUUAUUAUUGCAUUAAAUUAACUUUUUUUUUUUUUGCGAAUUCGUUUUUUUUCCCCUUCGACUUUGUCCGAAACUGAAGUUUUUUUUUGGACAUCAAUAAUAUGUAUUCUUUGUCUCA